This is a messenger RNA of Plasmodium knowlesi strain H, 1440 nucleotides long. Its product is annotated as CPW-WPC family protein. The transcript has a single exon. The record is from RefSeq and is a predicted model, not a curated record. Bases 1 to 1440 code for a protein of 479 amino acids. Lineage: Eukaryota; Apicomplexa; Aconoidasida; Haemosporida; Plasmodiidae.
AUGAAUAAUGGACACCUUUUCAUCCUACUGGCAAUAUUGACGAGAUGGAGCAACAACGCUCAUUUCGGUUGGACUGCUGAGAUUCAUCAGGACAAAACAGAGAGCGCGGUAAGCUCAAGUGGGAUUUUAAAAAACGUCGUGAGACAUUCCCCCAAAGUGAGUUCCAAAGAAAUUGAGGACAGCGAAAUACGGAUAGUGAAAAUGGCACACGAAGAGGAAAACAGAAAGUUGCAAAAAAUGGGGAAGUGUGCAAAAGAUUAUACAUUACCUUGCCCAAAAUUUUGGAAAAAAAAAAUUAUGAACAAGUCAGAAAAUAUUUGCAUAGCUAGCUCAUCGUACAACGGAUUUUGUACCCCCCGUCAAUCUUUCGAUAACUUUACAAAAAGUGAAAAAAUGAAAUUUGAAACGAGUUGCAAUGUUGAAUGGGGAUGCAGGAAUGUCGUAGCGGAUGCAUGCGAAAGUGGGAAAAGAAAUUAUAACGAACCAUGUCCUGAAGGUUUUAUCUCCCAAAAUGACAACACUUGCAUGGCUGAUCUGACCGUGUAUGAUGGUCUCUGCAAUGGCCAAAAGAUAGACUUUACCCAUCUCACCAAUGACGAAAAACAGAAUUGGAGUGUUGCUUGCGAAGCGUAUUGGCCUUGUUACAUCGAUUGUUCACUGAACAACAAAGCACUCUCUACCUGUCCUUCCAACUGGAAAGAAAUAAAUUCAUACGAAUGUAUUCCACCUUAUAGUUACAACGGACCAUGUAAAGACACAAAAAAUUUUAAAUUUUUCAAUGAGCUGAUGAAAAAAAAAUUUGAGGAAAAAUGCAAAGUUACUUUUGUGUGUACAGACUUGUGUGAAAAAAAUUAUCGACAGGAGUGCCCCUUACAUUGGAUGAAGGAAGGUGGAUACUGUUUAGCUCCUCCGUCUUUCAACUUAUGUGAUAGGAAAAAGUAUCUCUAUAGUAACUUAACGCAGGAGGAGGAGAAGAAGAAGUUCGAGCAGGAGUGUUCAGUUCAGUGGCCUUGUCAAAAGACCUCCUUUUGUGAUAUGGACUGGACCGCUGAGUGCCCCCUCAACUGGGUGAAGGAGGUACCACGGCAAGGCAGAGACCAGGAGGGGGGUGACAAAUACAUCUGCACUGCUGAUUCAUCCCUGUACAGGGGGAGGUGUGCGUUUAUUUCCCUUCCGAAUGGCGCUGAUGAAGAGACCAAACGGGAGUUGGCUUCCACGUGCGACACCCCCUGGCCGUGCUCUGCUACAGGUGCUACCGCAGGCGCCCCUGAGGAAGGAGGUCCUGUUCCACGGUCGGAUAGCAAAAUAGUAGAAAGACGCAAUAGCGCUCUCACAAAUGGCCCAGUCACUCUCCAGGGCGACGUACGCACCAAUGGAGGACCUACCUAUCGCGUGGUCGACAGCCAGGGGGACGUGUCCCUCGCGGAUAUAAUGCGCUGA